Molecule: messenger RNA, 1783 nt
Organism: Fomitiporia mediterranea MF3/22
Lineage: Eukaryota; Fungi; Basidiomycota; Agaricomycetes; Hymenochaetales; Hymenochaetaceae
Exons: 16
Coding region: 517-1593 (358 amino acids)
Source: RefSeq, a predicted model, not a curated record
CAUAUUAUGUCUUGAUGCGAGCUCAUCGGUAUUCAUUGAACUUAGGACGGGCUGGAACACUUACGGCAUUGGCCGGUGGUCGGGUUCUUGGGAAAUAUAUUCUGCACUAUUGACCAAAUCUACCUGCUUCUGAAAAACUUCCAGAUUGUUAUAUAAGUUCAGGUGGAUCUAUCUCACACGGCUUUAUACGGGUGUUUCUACCGACCCCUACUUACAAGCUGAGAGAUGAAGUCUCGUGACUAGUUAAUCAAUGCUAUUUACCUAGUUUUAACGCUUCAAACAAUUCGCACAUGGCGGAGGCAGACGAGGACGCGGUUAUCACGUCGUUCACUUCCACAGGGACUUUCUACGUCGUUAUUUGUCCUGAUCAUCGCAAACGCACAAGGAGACGCCGAACAGUGACCGAUGCCUUGUUUGAAUGUUUGGACCCCAUAGCAGAACUUCGACAGCAGCAGUUCUUAUUCAGAGGUCCAGUUCUUUACCUGCUCGCGGGACGCCCUUUACGCCUAGUUCGGCAUGUCCAACGGGUUAGUCGAUUUGCUCGCGCCAGUCCUCCGCGAUGUUGCCAAUACUCGGUACUCAGAACUGGCAUCGAGCGCAAUUAUCGUACACGAUUACUUUCUUACACUGGACCAAGAGAUUCAAUUUAUUUGGAAAGCGAGGUGGACGAUUGGAAAGGUCCUCUUUUUCUUGAAUCGAUAUUACACUCUUUUUGUGGUCGCCUUUAAUAAUUAUGGUCUUUUUUCGCCAUCAAUAACAGAUGAUUUCUGUCAACACUGGUUCAAUUGGCAGGGUUGGACCGGACUUAUCGCUGCUGCACUCGCAGAAACCAUACUUCAACUGCGCCUCUAUGCGUUGUAUUAUGGGAAUAAGAAGGUGCUUGGCUUGAUGAUCUGCUUCUUCAUCUUCGCAAUGGCGUCUUCCGCAGCGGUUAUGGGAACUGUGCUGCGCGAUGUCAAUGCAAAAGCGAACUUAAUUCCUGGAACAAAAUUCUGCAUACCCUUAGGGAUUUCAACCCAUUUCUAUGCAUUCUGGAUUCCGAUUCUUAGUUUCGAGACUCUUCUGUGCGCGCUAGCUUGUAUGCGGGGGUACAAAUCGUACAGGGAUCACGAAAUUCGGAGGCUGGGAAGAUUAUCAAUGCGGCAUCGAGAUCGGGCUACAUCUCAACAGCCGGACCCAAAAAGAGGAGAAAUGAAUAUCUUGGAAAUUCUCCUGAGGGAUAGUGUCGGCUAUUUUAUAAUCAUUUUCGCAACAUAUCUUACGACUACGAUGAUUUGGAUAUUUGGUCCCGUCACCGUCAUCGAGAUUCCCGUUGGCUUCACAGUUGCGCUCUCCAGCGUAAUUGCCAACCGACUCUUGCUUAACCUUCGCGGCUCGCAGGCACGCAUGAGCUCCAGCGCAAGUGCAAGUGGCAACCAUGUCCACAACAAUCCGAACUCAUCUUCGUAUAUCCACACUGUUAGUAUUAGGGAUGGAAGCGUCUCACAUAUAUCAGAUGCUGUUGGAGUCGCAACGACAGUAGAGGACGAGCAAGGGAGGGAAGUAUCCGGGUACGAACUCCAUGCAUUGAGAAACCUGAAAGCAUCAGUGUAGCAUGCACAUCUCGGAUAUUGCUUGAUGGAGUGAGGCGCCAGUAAGGUGGCUUUAUGUACUUCGUAGUUUAUCUUCUUUUCCCCUCCUUAGGGAUGUGAGAGCUUGUGUCAGUUAUAUCGUAAGGUAUAUCGUGAAGUUUGUCGUGUACAUGUCGUUUUGUAUGUAUUAAUGGGAAUUUUUCUACAUUGCC